Messenger RNA from Naegleria fowleri, 3153 nucleotides. RefSeq lists its product as uncharacterized. The coding region runs from base 1 to 3153 and encodes 1050 amino acids. The record is from RefSeq and is a predicted model, not a curated record. Gene Ontology annotation, biological process: siRNA processing. Gene Ontology annotation, cellular component: nuclear RNA-directed RNA polymerase complex. NCBI's taxonomy places the organism in Eukaryota, Heterolobosea, Eutetramitea, Acrasida, Naegleriidae. The transcript is spliced from 2 exons. Gene Ontology annotation, molecular function: RNA-directed RNA polymerase activity.
AUGCAUCACGCAAGAAACAGCAAUUGCUCGGAGAUACUCCGCUGGCAAGAAAUGCGGUUUGGCAACUUUGAUGAUCGUACCGUCCAUUGUUUUCGAAUGACUGAUCCUCUCUUUUCCAAACACUUCAAAAUUCCAAGUCAUUCCAAUGAACAAUUAAUUUGGUUUCGUGAUGGCAGUAUUCACAUCAAGUUCAAUGUCUAUACAGAACAUUUCUUUCAAGUGAAAAUCAACAAGCGUGGAAUUCAUCAGGUGAUCAUUCAAGAGUUCCAAGACGGAAAUUGUACAUUUUAUGACAUUGUUCUUGAACUGAAACAUCCUCCACAAGUUUUUAGAAAAACAAGUUAUGACCAAAAGCAGCAAAGACUUGUGGCACCAACAAGUCAUGCAGACCGAGAGGACAUUGAACAAAUUACUAGUCUUUGGAUGUGUAAUUUUAAAGUGUGUAAUUCCAUCUUGCUUCAAAGAUGUAAUUCAAGACCAUUUCAACCGUUUGAAUAUCCUGUGAAAUCUAACAUGAUCGAUACUCUGUAUCAAGUGGAUGGUGUGGACGUAAAAGGAAUUCCCAAAUCCCCUUGCUUUCAUUCGCUCUCUUUUGAAAUAAGAUAUCUACUACUGUGCUUCAACAGCCAAAUUUGUGGAUUAUUGAACUGUCAACAAAGAGUGGAUUCUCUUCUUCAAUGGGUUCAAUAUUGUUGUACUGAUAACAAAAAUCUUGUGGAAAAUAUAUUGAGGGAGUUGCUUGACGAAGUCAAGAGUAAACCCAACAUGUACCCAAUUGAAUUUAUGAAUCUAUUCCAUGAAUGGCUCAAGUACUAUUGCCAAUCACCACACAUGUUAGAAUGUUGUGAUAAUUCUAAGGACUCGUAUCUCAUUAGGAAGCUUGUUGUCACACCAACAAGAAUAAUAUAUUUGGGAAAAUCUCAAGAAGGAGGAAAUUAUUUACUGAGACGUAACUCAGAGCUAGUUGAUGCUUUCUGUCGAGUUUCUUUUUGUGAUGAAGAUCGAAGUGCACUUUUCCCUGGCAGGUUUGCAAAUCUUGCACAUCGAGUUAAUUUUUUUGUUCGCAUUGGAAUUCCACUCUUUGAUGGAAGGUAUGAAAUGUUGGCUUACUCAUCAAGUCAAUUACGAGCAUUCAGCUAUUGGAGUGUCUAUGUUACAGAUAACAAGAAAAAUCUUCCAAAAAUUAUUAUUGACAAGUUAGGAAACUUCUCUGAUGAAGUCAAAGUUGCAAAAAGAGCCGCAAGAAUAGGUCUCUGUCUCACACAAACCUAUGAAGGUGAACAAGUCCUUUUUGAAAAAGUUCCAGAUAUUGUGUCACCAACACAGAGUAUUUUAAGUGACGGAAUUGGAAGGAUUUCUGAAAGUUAUGCAAGAGAACUCGCUGAAAAGAAUGACAUCCGUUUGCAUGGUCAACGUUAUAUCCCAUCUGCAUUUCAAUUUCGACUUGAGGGUUACAAAGGUGUGGUAGUCGUAGAUCGAAAGUUGCACGAAAAAACCUCAAAAGACAAUAGACACCUUUUAUUGAGUCACAGUCAAUGUAAAUUCAGCAAUUCUGAUAACAAGACCUUUGGAUUAGUGGCAUAUUCGAGACGAAGACCAACCGAACUCAACAGACAAAUCAUUGCAGUGCUGGACUCGAAUGGACUUCCAGAAGAGAAUAUUUUAGCAUUGGUUAAAGAAAAUUUAAAUGAGUUACGAAAUGAUUCGCCUUCUUAUCGAUGGUUGAGAAAGACAUUGGCCAAGCAACAGCACAUUGUUGCAGAAAACAUCAAACGAGCAAUGCAGCAUGAAUACGCACAUGAAAUAUUGCAGAAUGAUCCAUUAAUCAAUAAGGCUCAACAAUUAGGAUUUGAAAAAACACUUUCACAUGUGAAAAGUCACAUUCCUUUGAAAAGAGCUGCUCUAUUAAUAGGAGUUCUUGAUUUUGAUGGAGUACUCGAGGAAAACGAGGUAUUUAUUCAGCUCUCUCCACUCCAUGAAUGUGAGCAAUUACUGUAUGAGCAUUGCGAGAAUUGUUACGAGAAAGGAGGAGUAGUGGAAGGUCAAGUGAUUGUCACAAGAAAUCCAACACUUCACCCUGGAGAUAUUCGUAAACUGAGAGCAGUCAAUGACAGCACUGGAAAACUAUCUCAUUUGAAGGAUGUGAUUGUUUUUAGUUCGAAAGCAUUAAUUUCACAGCCAAGCAAAAUGGGAGGUGGAGAUCUUGAUGGUGAUGAAUUCUUCGUAUCUUGGGAGCCAUUAUUGAUGAAUUUCAAAGAAUAUGAACCAUUACUUGAUAAUCAUCGCCAAAAUGUGCAAUUAGAAAAGGCACAAAUGUGUGACGAAAAUUAUCAUACGUAUUUGGCACCUAGAGAUUUUUUCUGUGAUUAUAUUCACAAUGAAAUGAUUGGACUCAUCGCAGACAUUCAUUUGAAAUUGUAUGAUAACUCAAAACGAACAGGUGGGAACGGAGUUCAUGACACCCAAUGUUUGAAGCUUGCUGAAAUUCAUAGCCAUCAAGUGGAUUAUGCCAAGUCAGGACAAAAAGUCAUCUGUAACCUACCGGAAUGUGAAACGCCGCACUACAUGGUGAAAAAUGGUUUUUACACGGAGACAUACGCUUCAAAAUCUGUUUUGGGGAAAAUGUUUGACAUGGUGACAAACUUUAGAAGCGACAACGCCAUUAGUUCAUAUGGACAAUUCAAUUCCACUCCUUUCAAUAUUGAGCAAUUUUGUACUAUUAACCAACAACAGUCUAAUUAUGUUUACAUGUAUGAACAAAUUGACAAGCUGUAUGGACAAUAUGAACAUGGCUUGAAACACUUAAUGAAUAGAUUAUAUAUCAAUUCUGAAUAUGAGCUGCUAUUCAACCUGAUCAACUUUAAGGAAAAACAAGUGGAGUGUGGCAAAUCAAGGUUCAAACUCUCAAAAGAAAUCCCAGAGACAGUGGUGGUUUUUAUGAAUGGAAUGAGAGAAAAAAGUUUUCAAUUCAUUCAACAAAUGGUUUCUUAUCUCAAACAUUAUCAACAUGUUGAAACUAGUGAACAAGAAGUUGCUUCAAUUUUUUAUAUAGUUACUCGAAACAAAAAUCAACAAAAACAACGGAUUGAAGACAUGGUUGGAGUUUCGUUUUAUUGGUUGGUUAUGGAUCUUAUUUUAGGCCAGCAAUAUUAA